Diceros bicornis minor is the source of this 2424-nucleotide messenger RNA. RefSeq lists its product as uncharacterized. The transcript is spliced from 2 exons. The record is from RefSeq and is a predicted model, not a curated record. Lineage: Eukaryota; Metazoa; Chordata; Mammalia; Perissodactyla; Rhinocerotidae. The coding region runs from base 1 to 864 and encodes 287 amino acids.
AUGAUGCCACAGAGGCGAGUUCCGCGGUCCUCCCCGCGGCGGUCCCUACCUGGGCCCGGGCGGCGGCGGCGGCGGCGGCGGCGGCGGCGGGGUCGCGGCGCCCAUGGCUUCGCCGGCCUCGGGCGGCCGCGCCGGGAAUCGCCAGGGGCUCAGCGCCGCCCGGAGCCCGCCGCGCUCGCAGCGGCCGCCCCGGCGCCGUCAUUGGGCCGGCGCGUCACGUGGGCCGGCCGCGGGCGAGCCUCCCCGGCACGCGUAACCCUUUACCUGCGCCCCGCGCCGCGCGCGACCGCGCCGCGCUCCAGCGCCUGGAGCCGACAGCCGACCCCCCGGAGCCGGGGCUGGCCUCCGGGCGCACUGAUGCAGAAAAUCCGGAGCUCGGCCUCCGAGCACCGACACCCAGGUUGCAUGCCCAUCUCCUGCCCGUGCUGGGAAACUUUUCGGUGCCUACUUUUCUGUCGUGCUCUAGGGAGAGAGGAGCUUCCUAUAAUUCGAGACUUCUGGCAUUCGCCGCUUAGAUCUGGUGUGUGCACGAUCGCCUGCCUUUAUGAGAGAGAGGGUCUGAGAACCCGCGCCGUCGCUACCGUGGUGAUAAUUCCUGGGAAAGUUGCACAGUCUGGCCUGCACCCUCAAAAACCACAAGUGGGAGUUCAUCGAAAUCAUGCUUCCCCGCCCCCCACCUUCCCUCUCUUUUCCUGGGGUGUUGGAACCUCGGCUGCAAUACGCCGUCUAACCCUGAGCUCCAGGCCCCUACUUGUUGCAACCCAUGCACCUAAGGUGGGUGGAGAACUGCUGCUUUACCCUAAAAUACUACUGAAGUAUUGGAAAUUCUUUUCACCUGUGCCCCAAAGUAAAUGUUGGGCUUGACAGGAAAAUGUUUUAAGCAACUGCGCCACCUAGCUUACCCUCUUCUCUCUUUUCUCUUCAACUCCUCCAGGGAGAGUUAGGAUAAAACAGGACGCUGGAGACGUAACUGGACCAAAUUCUAAACAUGGACACACUACCCUUAGUUUUUAAUAUGUCCACUUUAGUGAUUACAGCGCUAUUUACACGAUAUUUGCUAUGCUUUAUGGGGGAAAACUCGUUUUUUGAAUUUCCCAGUUGUGUCCUAGCUGCGUGCUUUAAAAUGAUUUAUGAGGGAAGUUAUAUGCUGUUUCAUGUCUUUUUCUGAUAAGACCCUCUAAUUUUAUGAUAAAACCCUUUGUCACAGGGGCCGGCGCACUGGCCUAGUGGUUAAAGUUUGGCGCCUUCUGCGUGGUUGGCUGGAGUUGGCGGGUUCCCUGGUUCAGGUUCUGGGUGUGGACCUAUACCACUCAUCAGCCAUGCUGUGGCAGCGACCCACAUACAAAAUAGAGGAAGACUGGCAUAGAUGUUAGUUUAGGGCUAAUCUUCCUCGGUGGAAAACAAAAACAAAAACCCUUUGUCACAAAAACAAAAACCCUCAUGUCAAACUUCUAGCCCAUGCUUUAGUAAUAUCCACAAGAUAUUGGCACAUUUAUCAGUUAGGUUAUUCUGAGCAAAAAGACUUUGGUGUUUAUCUUGGGUUUUAAAGUGUGGUUCCCAGACUGGCAGAAUUAGCAACAUCUGGGGGAAUUUAGUAAUAAUGCAAAUUCUUGGGCCCCACUCUAGAUAUAUCGAUUCAGAAAUAGUGGGGGAUGGGGAGGGUGAAGAAAUCUGUGGGUUUUGCUUUUUGGUGAGGAAGAUUGGCCCUGAGCUAACAUCUGUGCCCAUCCUCCUCUAUUUUUGUAUGUGGGAUAUCACCAUAGCAUGGCUUGAUGAGUGUUGCAUAUGUCUGGGCUGUGAUCUGAACCUGAGAACCCCAGGUGGCAGGAGUGGAGUGCACGAACUUAACCACUAUGCCAUGGGGCCAGCCCCCCAGGAAUCUAUGUUUUAACAAGUGAUACACACUCCAGUUUGCGAACCACUGCUCUUAAUAUACUCAAUCAGCUGGUUAAGUUACCCUCAUCUAUUAAAGACUGGGAUUCCAUCAAGCCAGAGGUGGUAUUAUUGGUAACCUCAAAUUGCCAGUGUUAUAUAAUUUAUCAUGUUGAUACACUGAAACCAAACCCUCACAUGUGUCUACACAAAAUGUAAUGUGUACUUCAUGCAGAUCACAGGGCAUGCCAAAGGAAGAUCUGAGGGGCCCCUUGUAAAAAAUAUGCAAGAAAACAUAUGGUUUCUUGAUACAUAUAGAAAUGAAACACCAUGAUUCACUUAGUUGUUUAGGUGUGUUCGUGUUUUCAUUGGCAUAUAAAUUGUUCCUAACUGAUGAGUCAUGGAAGAUAGGAAAGCUAAUUUGUUGGAGUAGAUUUGUCAAUAUAGUUCUAAAGAAAAGAAACAAAAUUUUAAAAAAUUUAUGGUAUUGUCUUACAUUAUAACCAAAAAAAGCACCAUAUUAGGCAUUUUAGACUUCUGAGAAAGAGAUAA